CGCGAGAAUACGGGCACUAUUUGCGCGCAUGCGCGAGCCGAGUUGGUCUCUUUAGGUUAUUGCGGCGCGGGCCACCAUGAGCAGCAAAGUCUCCCGCGACACCCUUUACGAGGCGGUGCGGGAAGUCCUGCACGGCAACCAGCGCAAGCGCCGGAAGUUUUUGGAGACGGUGGAGUUGCAGAUCAGCUUGAAGAACUAUGAUCCUCAGAAGGACAAACGCUUCUCGGGCACCGUCAGGCUUAAGUCCACUCCCCGCCCCAAGUUCUCCGUGUGUGUGCUCGGGGACCAGCAGCACUGUGACGAGGCCAAGGCUGUGGAUAUCCCCCACAUGGACAUCGAGGCACUAAAAAAACUAAACAAGAAUAAGAAACUGGUGAAGAAGCUGGCCAAGAAGUAUGAUGCCUUUUUGGCUUCAGAGUCUCUGAUCAAGCAGAUCCCACGAAUCCUGGGCCCAGGCCUGAAUAAGGCUGGCAAGUUCCCUUCCUUGCUCACCCACAAUGAGAACAUGGUGGCCAAAGUCGAUGAAGUGAAGUCCACCAUCAAGUUCCAGAUGAAGAAGGUGCUCUGUCUGGCAGUGGCUGUUGGUCAUGUGAAGAUGACAGAUGAUGAGCUUGUAUACAAUAUCCACUUAGCCGUCAAUUUCCUAGUGUCAUUGCUCAAGAAGAAUUGGCAGAAUGUCCGGGCUUUAUAUAUCAAGAGCACCAUGGGCAAGGCCCAGCGCCUGUACUGAGGCACAGCCUAAUAAACCCUAAUGCCACCAUUA
Molecule: messenger RNA, 763 nt
Organism: Manis javanica (Malayan pangolin)
Lineage: Eukaryota; Metazoa; Chordata; Mammalia; Pholidota; Manidae
Gene: RPL10A
Product: ribosomal protein L10a
Biological process (GO): translation
Cellular component (GO): large ribosomal subunit
Molecular function (GO): structural constituent of ribosome; RNA binding
Source: RefSeq, a predicted model, not a curated record